AACGAAACAAAUCAGAGGCAACCAUGUCUUCUGUACAAGACAGCGAUAACCUGUUUACCGCAAAAUCGUGUUGUUUUUAGUGACAUUCUAGGUACUGACUCACUUGUGAAGCGUUGAAAAAGGACUUGAACUGCCCAGAAGGUGUUUCCAACGUCCAAUCCGCAUUCAUAACGCUUAAAUUUUGUAAAUCACUCCUUCCAUCGAGAUGUCGAUUGCUGUAGCGACUCCGAGACAUUGCUUCGGCCUGAAGGCUGAUGUCGCUGACAAUAUUUGUUAUCUGGAUGAGCAGACGAUCAUUUAUCCAUCUGGAUCGAACUGCAUUUUAUUCAACAUCGAUCAGAAAUCGCAAAGAUUUAUUCCCGGGACUGACAAAAGCGCUGGAAUGACUGCGUUGGCUGUCAGUCCGAAUCGAAGAUAUGUCGCUAUCGCGGAGAAAGGAGAAAAAGCCACCAUAACCAUUUACGAUCUUAACACGCUGAGAAAGAAAAAAGUGCUUAGCUCUGCGGAGGUGCAGUCCACCGAAUUUGUGAGCUUGGCAUUCUCGCCGGAUUCAAAAUAUCUUGUGUCUCAAGGUGGAAGGCCUGACUGGACCUUGUUGUACUGGACCUGGGAGAAAGCUAAAGUAAUGGCUGUCACAAAAUCUACAAAUCAGAUGAAUUCCCCUGUUUAUCAGGUGACUUUCAACCCGCAAGACAACACUCAGCUUUGUGUGGUGGGCAAUGGAAUCUUCAAGUUGUUCCGCUAUAGCGAGGGAAAUCUAAAGCAAUUUGCUUUCCAGAAAAUGGAGCCACAGAACUUUCUGUGCCAGGCAUGGGUUUCUGAUGAAAGAAUCAUAGCUGGAACAGAUACAGGCAGACUUUUGUUGUUUGAAUCUGGAGAACUUAAAAAUGAAUUCAAUGUUCACGGUGGUGCUGCCAAUGCAUCUGCUCCCACAAGGCAAAGUAUGGCCAGUGUUCCUGAAAGUGGCAUCAGUCAAGAUGCUCUGCCACAGGUGACCUGUAUCAUUGCUUUCUCAAAAGGCUUCAUCUGCUCGGGCGGUGCAGGAACUGUACAUCUCUUUGAAAAGACGGAGGAAAAAGACUUCUACAAGAAGGCCCGAGAAAUAAAGAUUCCAGUUGACACACAAAGCCCCGACCUGCAGGUUUCAGAAAGUCAAGAGAUUGUCAAUCUGACUGUGAGUCCCUCAGAGGAGACGUUGGUUUGCAGCACGAAGUCAAGUCAGCUGUAUUGUAUCACCAUGUCUACAGCUGAUCUUGGAAAGGGCGAUAUAGCAACUUUGGAGUUGCUGUCACAGGCAUUCCACCGUGGCGUCAUCACUGGUAUGGAUGUGUGCAUAAGGAAACCAUUGAUCGCGACUUGUGGUUUGGACAGAUCAGUGAGGAUAUGGAACUACGAAGUUUGCUCACUGGAACAGUAUAAAGAAUUCCAAGAGGAGUGCUACAGCAUAGCGCUUCAUCCUUCAGGCUUGUACAUCUUGGUUGGAUUUAGUGACAAGUUACGGCUUAUGAACCUGCUGAUUGACGACAUCAGGUCCUUCAAGGAAUUUACCAUCAGAGGCUGUAGAGAGUGUUCGUUCAGUAAUGGCGGUCAUCUAUUUGCCGCUGUGCAUGGCAAUGUUAUUCAGCUGUACUCCUCAACAACAUUCGAGAACGUUGGCAACCUCAAGGGACACAAUGGAAAGGUUCGCCAAGUGAUCUGGAGCCAGGAUGAUAGUAAAAUUAUUUCCUGUGGUAUGGACGGUGCAGUGUACGAGUGGAAUGUGACCAGUUACAAGCGUGAAGGCGAGAGCGUGCUCAAGUCCUGUAGCUACACCAGCGUGGCGGUCUCCCCCGACAGUAGGACCACUUUUGCUGUGGGCUCGGAUAGGACGCUCAAGGAGAUUUGUGACUCGCAGAUUCUGCGUGAAGUGCCAGCAAGUGACAUCGUGUUGACGCAGUGCGUGAUGUCACGUUCCGGUCGAAUGCUCUUCGCUGGCACCAGCUCAGGGACCCUGCGCGCAAUGAAAUUUCCGCUGACCGUUCCUGGAGAGUGGCAGGAGCAUCAGGUGCAUUCCAAGCCCAUCACCAAGAUGCGCAUGUCUUUUGACGAUCAGUACCUGUUCACAGUGUCCGAGGACGCAUGUUUGUUCAUCUUCAAAGCCGUGGACAAGGAAGGCAGAGGAAUGAAACGUGACAAGGAAGUGGGGUACGCCGAGGAGAUCCUUAUCACCAAAUCAGACUUGGAAGAAAAGAACUCCAUGAUGGCCGAGCUGAAAACACGCGUUGAAGAACUCAAAAUGGAAAACGAGUAUCAACUGCGACUCAAAGACAUGAACUACAACGAGAAGAUCAAAGAACUGACGGAGAAGUUCAUACAAGAAAUGGAAUCGCUGAAAACUAAGAACCAAGUCCUGAAGACUGACAAGGACAAAGAAGAAGCGAAACACGAGGAGGAAAUUGCUGACUUUUUGGAAAAACACGGCAAAGAGUUGCAAGACUUAGAGUCAGCGAACAACCAGAAACUCAUGUCUGAAUACGAGAAAUAUCAAGAACUACAGGCUAAGAGCCAGAAGAUGCAAGAAGAUUAUGAGCGACAGUUGACGGAGAUGGAGGAAUCUAAAGAACAGGCGUUGGAGCAGCUGACCGAGUAUUAUGAGAAUAAACUCGAGGAAAAAAGCGCCCAGCUGGAACAGUCACAAGACGAGUCUCGGCAGCAGCUACGAGAAUACGAAGAAACAAAGAAACAAAUUGAAGAAGACGCAGACCGUGAAAUCCUGGACAUCAAAAACAAGUACGAACGAAGGCUGAGAGAAGAAAAAGAGGCUAACCUGAGGCUGAAAGGCGAAACAGGGAUUAUGAGGAAAAAGUUUACAAGCCUUCAGAAGGAGAUCGACGAUUACAAAGCUGAAAUACAACGGCAGCAGAACGAGAACAACAAACUGCAAGGAGUGAUCAAGUCUCUAGAGAAAGACAUCUAUGGACUGAAGAAAGAGAUCCAGGAACGAGACGAAACCAUACAGGAUAAGGAAAAACGAAUAUAUGAUUUAAAGAAGAAGAAUCAAGAGCUUGAGAAAUUCAAGUUUGUUUUGGACUACAAAAUAAAGGAGCUGAAAAAACAAAUAGAGCCCAGAGAGAAUGACAUUAAAGCCAUGAAAGAACAAAUACAAGAGAUGGAGAGUGAGCUUGAACGGUUUCACAAGCAAAACACGAGCUUGGAGUUGAACAUCACCGAGCUUAGACUUAAACUGAAGGCUACCGACAAAGAAAUGCACUCUCAAAGGCAAAGGGUUGGUGAUGUCGAAGCUAUUGUGAAGAGAUUUAAAACUGACCUCCACAACUGCGUUGGCUUUAUACAAGAACCGAAGAAACUGAAGGAGAAUGUCAAGUCUUUAUAUCAAAAAUAUGUCCAGGAUGAAUCGCUGGAUUCUGCUGGCGUGGACGCGGACAUUCAAAGAGAGUACGCGCGUCAGAGAGAACAUCUGGAGAGAAGUGUAGCGUCCUUGAGAAAGAAGCUUGCCAAGGAUUCCGAGAUCCACAGAGCAGAUAACGUCAGAAUUAUGCAGGAAAACGUUACUCUCAUCAAAGAGAUAAACGACCUCAGACGCGAGCUCAAAAUCGCCCGCACUCAAGUGCAUGACCUGGAAACCGCGUUAGGUGUCAUGCGCAAACAACAGCAAUUCCCCGAAGAUGAGGACCCUAGCAACUCGGAGAACAAACGCAACAUGUCCGACGAAAAUUUAGAGAUGGAAAAGAUGAUUGAUAUGCAGAAAGUCGAGAUUAGAAAAUUGCGCGUCCAAAUAAAAGAUAUGGAGACCGUCAUCAAUUCUCGACCGCCCUCUGGAUCGAGGUUACCACCCAUGACCGUGAAUUAGGAUUUUGGAGAGAAGUUUCCAUUUUCUCUUCGUGCGAGUGUUACGGACUUUUUGAAAGACUGAGAGUUAAAAACUACUUCUUGCUUUCUUUUUUGUUAUUAGCCGAAUUUUUUUUAUUCAGCUGCACAUGUAAAUAGCCAAACUCGAUAUAGAAAUUGUGGACUAAAACUUAAGUGCUCGAGUUGGUAUCCAAACAGCUUUUGAACCGAAUUGUAUAUUAUCUGAGCUUAUCCAAAGAGGCUGUAAAUAAAUCUGUAUUUUCAAUUUGGA
Molecule: messenger RNA, 4120 nt
Organism: Orbicella faveolata
Lineage: Eukaryota; Metazoa; Cnidaria; Anthozoa; Scleractinia; Merulinidae
Product: cilia- and flagella-associated protein 57-like
Molecular function (GO): protein binding
Source: RefSeq, a predicted model, not a curated record